Molecule: messenger RNA, 3487 nt
Organism: Labrus mixtus (cuckoo wrasse)
Lineage: Eukaryota; Metazoa; Chordata; Actinopteri; Labriformes; Labridae
Gene: arxa
Product: aristaless related homeobox a
Exons: 5
Coding region: 316-1695 (459 amino acids)
Biological process (GO): regulation of transcription by RNA polymerase II
Molecular function (GO): DNA-binding transcription factor activity, RNA polymerase II-specific; RNA polymerase II transcription regulatory region sequence-specific DNA binding
Source: RefSeq, a predicted model, not a curated record
CAUACGAGCCAAUCAGGCAGCGCAACAACAGCCCAUACGUAUGCUGAGCGAGCGCGUGGAGCCGUAGAGCUGCGCGAGGCAGUCAAACCACUGCCUGUCAUUAGAGAGCGUGACAGAGGAGUGUAACAGGAGAGAGAGAGAGAGGUAGGCUAAGUGAAGAAAGGUAGGAGGAGAAGACAGAGAAGAAGAAAAAAGAAGAAGCGAGCAAUAGAUCCUGUGCGCGAGAGAGGGUGCGUGUGUGUGUGUGAGAGAGAGAGAGAGAGAGAGGGGGAGACUGACAGGUGCUACCGAAACUAGACGAACCGAAGCGUCGAUAUGAGUGGUCAGUUUGAGGAAGAUAUCCACGACCGGGCCGAAAGGAAGAGCAGUAAAUCCCCGACGCUGCUCUCCUCUUACUGCAUAGACAGCAUUCUGGGCCGCAGGAGCCCCUGCAAGGUCCGGCUGAUCGGUGCGCAAAGUUUGACGGGUCUGCCCGGGAGAGGGGAGCUCGACAAGACGGCUGACAGAACAACCAAAGACCCACUUUCCCUCAGCGCAGAUAUGCACCUGCCACCAAAGCUCCGCCGACUGUACGGACCCGGCGGCAAGUACCUCCAUGAGCACACGGAGAGUCUGGACAGGGAGCGGCUCCUCCUGGAGCAGGCAAGUGAAAGCCUUAAAAUCAGCCAGGCGCCACAGGUGAGCAUCAGCCGCAGCAAAUCCUACCGGGAGAACGCGUCUCUGAGCCGGGGAGAGGGCGACCGGAGCCCGGGCGAGGGCUCGGAGGACGGCAGUCUGGGACUGGUGGAGCUCGGCCCACUGAAGUUCGAGGAGGACACGGGGAAGGAGGAGAGCUGCGGGGACCCGGUCGCUCUGUCCCCGAAGGACGAGGAGAGAGAGAGCUUGAACGCCGGGGAUGGGGACGUGAGGGACGGGGAGGACAGCGUGUGUCUGUCGGCGGGCAGUGAUUCAGAGGAAGGGAUGCUGAAACGGAAGCAGAGAAGAUACAGGACUACAUUUACCAGUUACCAACUGGAGGAACUGGAGAGAGCUUUCCAGAAGACACAUUACCCCGACGUGUUCACCAGAGAAGAGCUCGCGAUGCGUCUGGAUCUCACCGAGGCCCGCGUUCAAGUGUGGUUUCAGAACCGCAGGGCCAAAUGGAGGAAGCGUGAGAAGGCCGGGGUGCAGGCCCACCCAUCGGGCCUCCCCUUCCCCGGUCCCCUGGCAGCAGGCCACCCUCUCAGCCACUACCUGGAGGGCGGGCACUUCCCUCAUCACCACCACCCUGCCCUUGAGUCCGCCUGGACGGCCGCCGCGGCUGCAGCCGCCGCCUUCCCUGGCCUGGCCCCUCCUCACAAUGGCUCUGCUCCGCCCCUGGCCACCCCACUCGGCUUAGGCACUUUUCUGGGCACGGCUGCCAUGUUUCGGCACCCUGCCUUCAUUGGACCCACCUUUGGCAGGCUCUUCUCCAGUAUGGGGCCCCUGACCAGUGCUUCCACUGCUGCAGCGCUCCUCCGCCAGCCUGCCCCUCCUGUAGAGAACCCCCCUCACGCGGGCCCAGUCGUCCCCGAUCCUUCCUCUUCUUCCUCCAACUCAGCAGACCGCAGGGCCUCCAGCAUCGCAGCACUGCGCCUCAAGGCCAAGGAACACUCGGCUCAGCUUACCCAGCUGAACAUCCUGCCUGCCGGAGCAGCAGGGAAGGAGGUGUGCUGAACACUCGACACCAGCUUUAGGCCUCUCUGUCCCGGGCUGACGUCCCAUUCCAUGACACCCACCACCCCCCCAAACAACCCACUCAUACCUCUGGAGACUGAUGUCCCUCUUGUCCAACUGUCCCCGUUACCUCAAGAUUCCCCGACAAAAUAGCACAACCAAAUUAAGGAAGAGCAGUAGCUAUAAAAAAAAAAGUUGUGUGUUUGUGUGUCUCUGGUAAUAACAGCUAUUUUCACAUUGUUUUACACUGCAUACACACACCAAUCAGGGCCAAUCAUUUUUUUUAUUUGUAAAUAGUUCUAGAAAAUUAACAAUAUCUUCAAAAAUAUUACAUUUAAAAUAGUUUGUUUAUAAAAAAGAAAAUCAUAAAUUGAACUUAAAAUGUUGUCCCCAUAAAAAGUACAAUAACUAUCAAGUACUACUGACAAAAAAAACAAAACACUGAGUGCACACAGCGCUGUGCACUCAGGGAAAUGUAACUAAGUAGAUUUACUCAAGUACAAAGAAGUACUUCUACUACAGCAAUCAUCUUCAAUGCCACUUUGUGCUCCUGCUUCACUGCACUUCAGAAGGAAAUAUUGAACUUUUCACCUAUUAAUAAGUCAACAGUAUAGAAAAGUAAACAUGACUCACACAUUAAGGCCUGAGUUCUCAUCUUAUAGUCAUUUAUGAUAAAGAAACACUUUUUCUGAAGUGACUAUUUUACUUUUUAUACACCAGGUUCAUUUUUGAUCCAAAUAUUUCUUUAAUUGGAAGUUAUUAUUUUAAAACAGGACAUUGCCAUGUAACAGAAUGCUUUAGUUACUUUUACAUUUAGGAUCUGGAGUUUUGCACACACACACACACACAGAACACAGACAAAAAGCAGACACAAACAGAGACACACACAAUAAGACAAUAAACGACUUCUUGUGCUUCUUCAAAACGUGGACAACUCGAGUGUUCGACAUUAACUCUGCUUUAUCUGUAUGCAUUGAUGUGGGAUGAGACAGUGUGUGUCUGUAGAAAAGACGUGUUGGAAGAGGUCACACCCCCCCCCCCCCCCCCAAAACCCACCCAGAACCAAAGGAAAAACUGUCCAUAGACCUUCCAUCGCCUUCUGUUAAGUCUGGACUCCUCUCCACUGCUGGCCUGCAUGUCCCCCAGUCACACUCAGCAACACCACUGAAUAAAUAUAUUUUAUAUCUCUGAACCAAACCAGUUCUUUCAGAUUUCGGUGCACUUGCUGCAUUUGAGAUCCCUCCUCCCCCUCUUUUAUUUCGAGAGAAGUGGCAUUACUGCUGAGUCUGGCUCCAGGACAUGCAAGCAGAGUCGGGGUCUGAACUGUGUACUUUCUAAUGACCUGACUGUGUGAAAGAAAACUGUACAUAUUGUGUAAAAAGAAAAAAAUAGGAACCAGAAGAAGGAUGAUUUUCGAAAAAUAAGGUUGUGUAUAUUUGAGGAGAUCAUUUGCACUCAGUGUAGUGUUUAAUGAAUGUUACCCUGUGUAGACUUUCACCUGUGUUGAUGAAUUAUUAGCUUUUUAGAUCAUUAUUUAUGUCAAAAUUCCCCCCCCUGGUGGAGCAGAAUGAAGGAAAGAUGUUUUUCUUAUGAAGUGAUUGUAAGUUUCCUGGUUUAAUAAUGCUAAUUUGAAUAAAUUACACUGGUUAAAUGAGUUAUCUUUUAUUAUGAUUUUCAAAAUACUUUAAGACUGACAUAGGCCUAAACCAGGAAAAUAAAACAAUGUGAAAUAGAAUAUAAUAGAACUAUUAAUAAAGGUGUAAUGAAGAAAACGUGUUUUCUGUCUUCACAU